Molecule: messenger RNA, 1432 nt
Organism: Bradysia coprophila
Lineage: Eukaryota; Metazoa; Arthropoda; Insecta; Diptera; Sciaridae
Product: DnaJ heat shock protein family member shriveled
Biological process (GO): protein folding; protein maturation
Cellular component (GO): endoplasmic reticulum
Molecular function (GO): misfolded protein binding
Source: RefSeq, a predicted model, not a curated record
ACAUAAUCAACGCUGGAGUGUAUGCGUGUGCAUUUUGACACUUCUCCGUCAGUUUAAUUUUGCCAAGUAGUGAAGCCACUAAUUCAAGUUUUUUUUUAUUGAUACAAUCAAUCGAAUGAUGCAGCAUUAGCUAAUUUAUAAAUUAAAAGCGCCGUAACUGACCACCCACAAAAAGUUGUUACCGAAUUCCCAAGAUGAAUACGCUGAUCCUACUAAAUUUGUUCCUGUUCGUUGUGCUGACAGCGGCUGGCCGAGACUUCUAUGCGAUAUUGGGGGUGAAAAAAUCGGCCACUUUGAAUGAAAUCAAAAAGGCGUACCGGAAACAGGCCAAAGAAUUGCAUCCCGACAAAAACAAAGACGAUCCGGAUGCGUCCAAGAAAUUCCAGGACCUUGGUGCCGCGUACGAAGCGCUAUCUGAUGAAGAUAAGCGAAAAACGUAUGAUCGGUGCGGGGAGGAGUGCCUGUCCAAAGAACAUGGCAUGGACAAUUCGGAUCCGUUUGCCAGUUUCUUUGGCGAUUUUGGAUUCCAUUUCGGUAAUGAAGGCGGUCAUAAUCAUGACACACCAAGGGGAGCCAAUAUUGUGAUGGAUUUGUAUGUGACGUUGGAGGAAUUGUACAGUGGCAAUUUCGUUGAGAUUACUAGAAACAAGCCAGUCAUGAAACCUGCCUCGGGUACGAGAAAGUGUAACUGCAGACAGGAAAUGGUUACCAGGAAUCUGGGACCUGGUCGCUUUCAGAUGAUUCAGCAAACGGUCUGUGACGAAUGUCCCAACGUGCGCAUGGUGAACGAGGAACGAAUUCUGGAAAUUGAGGUCGAACCUGGUAUGACCAACGGCCAAGAAACGAAAUUCGUUGCCGAAGGCGAACCACACAUGGACGGUGAACCGGGCGAUUUAAUAAUUCGAAUCAAGACGGCACCACACUCGAAAUUCGAACGACGCGGUGACGAUUUGUACACCAACGUUACGAUCAGUUUACAGGAUGCACUGACUGGUUUUGAGAUUGAAAUCGAACACUUAGAUGGUCACAAAGUAACGGUGAAUAGAGAUAAGGCGACAUGGCCGGGAGCGAAAAUCCGCAAGAAGGGCGAAGGCAUGCCGAAUUACGAAAAUAAUAAUUUGCAUGGAACGCUGUACGUUACAUUUGAUGUGGAAUUCCCCAAACAGGAGUUCACUCCAGACGAGAAAGAAGACUUACGACGGAUACUUGCCCAGUCAUCAAACAAUAGAAUUUACAACGGCCUGAAUGGGUCAUAGUAACGUGUGUGUGUGUUAGGAGAAACCUUUUCUUAUUUGUACAGUCGCUAGGUUUUCUAAUUAUUGUUUUUUGUAUGGAAGAAUGCCCGACAAAUAGCCGAAAUUGUAUCACAUUUUGUUUGUUUUUUGUGAUUUAUUUAUUGGAGACGAAAAUUAAAAACAAAUUACACUUGAAA